UAAAAUAUUGAGAAGCAGGUGUUGAAUGCCAAGUUAAUUGAGAAAUUGGACUUUGAUUAUUAUAGCCUAAAUUAGUACCAAACCAACUAUACAUCACCUGAAUCAAAUUCUGUAUUUAAUUCAAUAGUCAGCUUCUGGUUUAAAUUAUCACCAAAGAGCGCUAGAAAAAACUACCCCACUUUAAAGGUUAUUUUUUUAGAAAAAAAGAAAAAAAGAAAGCAACUACCCCACUGUUCUAAUUAGAACUUUGAUUAUUUUUUUUUUAUAAUAAAAACUACUAAAUAGCAAUGACAUAUCAUCCAGAUGCACUGUCUAUUGCAUCGUGAUGCAGUAUAAAAGUAAAUUGAGAGCCCCUUCUCCCCAAAAGACAAGAAUCAAAAAUUAUACAUUAGUAGCUUAGAGACAACCAGUAACGAAUACAGAACGAUAUGGGCACCGAAGGAGCAGAACAGAAUGGCGUUUUCAGGGUCACGAUUAAGAAGAAGGAGGUGGUGGCAGCAGUGCUACCAAUGCAAGAACAUUGGUUGUCACUCUCCAACCUAGACCUGCUUCUCCCUCCAGUAGACGUGGGUGUAUUCUUUUGCUACAGAAAACCAUUAAUUGGAGAUCAGAGUUUUGGGUCCAUGGUGACUGUUCUAAAGAAAGCCAUGGCUCAAGUUCUGGUGUCUUACUAUGCCUUUUCCGGUGAGAUUGUGGGAAACUCUAUUGGAGAGCCAGAAAUAAUCUGCAACAACCGUGGGGUCGAUUUUAUUGAAGCUUCUGCAGAUACUGAGCUUGAACAACUCAACUUGUAUAACCCCGACCAGAGCAUUGAAGGCAAACUCGUUCCCAAGAAGAAGAAUGGUGUACUUGCUGUUCAGGCAACUGAACUCAAAUGCGGGGGUGUAGUGGUGGGAUGCACGUUUGAUCAUCGCAUAGCAGACGCCUAUUCAGCCAAUAUGUUUCUUGUGUCGUGGGCAGAAACAGCUCGUUCCAAGGCUAUAUCGAUGGUUCCAUCUUUUAGGAGAUCUCUGCUACACCCUAGACGUCUUGCUUGCCUCGACCCUUUCCUAGACAACAUGUACGUCCCCAUCUCCAAAUUGCAACCUACAAAAGAGGCUGAUCAUCUUAUAAGUCGGAUAUAUUAUGUUAAGUCCGAUCAACUUAAUCAGCUACAGAAACUUGCUAGCUCCACUGAUUGCAAGAGGACCAAGCUUGAAUCUUUUAGUGCCUUCUUGUGGCAACUAAUUGCCAAAUCUACUAAAAGAGGCCAGGCCUCUGGAAAGGCAUGGGUAUCCAAAAUGGGUAUUGUUGUGGAUGGAAGAAGAAGGUUAAAUAUUGAUCCAUUAACAACACAAAUGGAUGCUUACUUUGGGAAUGUGCUGUCCAUUCCUUAUGGAGGCAAAAGAGUGGAUGAACUAACUGAAAAUUCACUGAGUUGGGUAGCAAAUGAGGUUCAUGAUUUCCUGGAAAGUGCUGUGACAAAAGAGCAUUUCUUGGGGCUGAUUGAUUGGGUCGAGGCACAUAGGCCAGAGCCAGGCCUGGCUAAAAUCUAUAGUAGCGGUAGUGAUGAUGGACCGGCUUUUGUAGUCUCCUCAGGGCAAAGAUUUCCGAUUUCAAAGGUGGAUUUCGGGUGGGGUGUGCCUAUUUUUGGGUCGUAUCAUUUUCCAUGGGGUGGCAGCGCUGGUUAUGUCAUGCCGAUGCCCAGUCCAAUUGGAAAUGGUGAUUGGAUAGUGUACAUGCACCUAUUAAAAGAACAGGUGGAAUUAAUAGAGAUUGAGGCAGCCCAUUUCUUUAGGCCCGUUACAUGCGAUUACCUUAACCUCGUUACAACAUGAUUAAUUUGUAUUUUCAUUUAAUUAUUUUAGUCUAUUUGUCAUAUGAAUGUUUCCGCGUGUCUAAAUUGAAAUGUAACGAUGAUGAUGCUAUUAAAUAUGUGAAACUUUUUAGCCA
Ricinus communis (castor bean) is the source of this 1932-nucleotide messenger RNA. RefSeq names its product coniferyl alcohol acyltransferase. Bases 429 to 1817 code for a protein of 462 amino acids. NCBI's taxonomy places the organism in Eukaryota, Viridiplantae, Streptophyta, Magnoliopsida, Malpighiales, Euphorbiaceae. The record is from RefSeq and is a predicted model, not a curated record. Gene Ontology annotation, molecular function: acyltransferase activity, transferring groups other than amino-acyl groups. The transcript has 2 exons.